Pocillopora meandrina is the source of this 5705-nucleotide messenger RNA. NCBI's taxonomy places the organism in Eukaryota, Metazoa, Cnidaria, Anthozoa, Scleractinia, Pocilloporidae. The record is from the annotation of a GenBank genome assembly.
AGAAAGAGUGUCAAGAUGGCGUCUGAGGUUUGUUACGUAGUGUCCAGAUUAUAUGUGAUUUUGGUGAUAUUUUUGAAGAAUACUGAAAACUGAUUGUCUUCCUAUAAAGCUUGAUGACGCUGCUGUGGAGAAAGAUAAAGAAUUGCGACAGAAAAGGGUACAGUAUUAUAUUAUUGCGUUGGUUUGAAGAGUAAAAAUCAGUACGUUUUGCACCGUCAUCCCAUCAAAUUUUACGUAUCUUUUCUCGAUAGAUCAACACUGCAGUGAAGUUUCUUCAAAAUCCGAAAGUAAGGGAAACUCCAGUGCCAGCACGUAAAGCGUUUCUUGAGAAGAAAGGUAUUGAUAACGUUACGAAAUCACAAUGUAAUGACCGUGGUGCUGCUGUUGUAUGCUAAGUUUUCUGCCUAACAUUGACUGUAUUCAGAUGAAGUACAGAAGAGAGGUCUGGUCACUAAACGUUAGUGACAAAAAAAAUACACACUCCUAAUUUUUUUUUUUCAUAGGAUUGUCCAAAGAUGAAAUAGAAGAAGCGCUUAGAAUAUCAGGAACAGCAACUGAUGAGGUAAUAAUGCUGAUUGCAAAUUUAUUUAUUUUGGUAUCAUUUUGUCUAGCAUCAGUCAAAGCAAAACUCUUUAAAUUUUUUUGGCGUACGUUAUCCUUUGUACUUUAGAUAUCAGGGCCAUCAAAUCCCCCACCUCCAUCUCCGAGAGGUACCAAGGUUCCACCUUCAGGGUGAGUUAACAAUUUUUUAAUGGUUACUUGUUUGGUAAAUUUAAUUUGUAUAUUUCCAUGCUAUCCUUUCUCUUUCGAGAUUGUUGCUAUAGGUGAGGUGUAUUUUUAUGUUGUGAUCAAUCUUUAACCUUUCCAAGAUCUGAUUGUUUAUUCUUCCCUUAAGCUGGUUAACACAUGUCCUUGUAAAUUGUUCACGAUAAUUUGAUUUUAGAUCAAAAUAAAGACAUCACCCUGAUACAUUUGAUUAAUCUCAUUACCUGUUUGCUGGAAAAAGUAAGGAUAUUAAAGGGAGAGGUUACAUUUCAAUAACCUUUGGGAGUUAAGCCUUUAACUCCCAUGGGUGACCAAGACACCUCCAGGAAGUGUUACUGUAUAUUUACAAUAUCAAGCAGAUAAGUCAAGAGAAGAAAGAAAAAUAUCAAUGAUGGGACUAGUUGUUGAUUGAACAACAAAUUCUUGAAACUAACAUCAUAAGAAUUGUAUGGCAGAUAGUAAUGAGGAUUAUUAAUCAGAUCUUGGGAGUGAAAGGGUUUAAGGGUGAAUGUACUAAUGUGUAUAAUGUAUUGUUGUUUUUAAGUAUCUUUCAAAAAUGAUGUUUAAACUAUGUAUUUUACCAGUCACGCCUCAGGGCUGCCUCUACCUCCAAUGCCAUGGAGAAGUUAUGUUGGAGCUGCCAUCUUAGGAGGAGGAAUUGGAUAUACACUAGCUCAUCUUUUCAAGGUAAAUCCACAAAUCUUAUUUAAUUACUUACUACUGUAAAAUUUAAGUCACCUCUCCUUGGAAAUAGAAUAUUGACAAAGUCCUUCAAUUAUGUACAAUUUUAAGUCACCUCUCCUCAGAAGUAGAAUAUUAACAAUGUCCUCAGUUCAAGGAUUUUUUUCUCUUGCCCAAUUUUUUUUUUAUUUUUAGAAAUAAUUUGCAAUAACAUAAACUUUUAGAUGUUAAAAAUAAUUUUUGGGUACUAAUUGCAGUACCGCCUAAACCAUAGAGACAUUGUUCACAGGUUACAUUCAGGGAACAUGCAUUUACUCCAUGCAUACCACCUAGUGGUGAAAACAAAAAUUUCUCCCUUCCCCAUGCAUUGCCCAAGGGGGGAAGGCAAGGUUCAAGCUUUAAAUUUAUCAGCGCAUUAUGCCUUUUGGGUUCAUGGGUUCUGAUGUCCUUUGGUUUCAGUUAGUGCUGUUGGUCACCAGCUUUUUCUGUUAAAAAAUAGAAUUAAUCGUUGUGGCACAAUUAUGUCCUUUUUAUAGACAUUUGUUCUGCCAUACUUUUACCACACAAAAAGUAAAGAGGAAGAGAAACUGGAGAAAAUAGAAACUACUGUGACAGAACUAAAAGGCAACAUGGAAGGGAGAGGUACAUAUGUAUGAACUUGGACAUUUCAUCAAGAUCCAAUGAAAUUUGAUCCUAACCCUAACCCAUCAUUCACUCAACUUUGUUCAUCAAAAAUGACUUAAAGAAUGUAUUAAACUGGUUGUGUUCUUUUGUUGUAAAUGAAUUCUACAUUGUUCAUGAAGGGAUAUGUAGUUCACUAGUUUCUAACUGAAACUAGUUUGGUUUACUCCAUUUCUAUUGGUUUAAUGCACAAUUUAAUCAGUAGAUUUCAUUAAAUCAUAGACCAAGUCAAUAGGAAAAAGAAAUUGUCCAAAACAAAUGUAAUAAUCUAUAGUAUAAAUAAAAAAUUCAAUUUAGAUCACAACAGAAAACAGGUAUAGCUAACAUUUGUUUCUAAUUUUUCUUCUUUUCUUUUUAUUUAAGUACAAAAAAGCUUGGAAUCUGUGGAGGUGAGUGAUACUUAUAUUUAAAAUUGGGUAACAUGUUCUCUUACAAGUUCAAAAUAGCAUUCAACUCAGUAAAACUUGUUGGCAAGUUAUAGAUGACUGUUGAAUUUUUCAUGGCUGACUAUCAAAUGUGCAUCAAUAGGAGUCUAUUUGUUUCCCUUAUUACCAACCUCAUCUUCUCCACACACAGUUUAUAAUUUUUUAAUUGUUUGUAGGGUCUGCUUGAGCAACAGCAAAACAAACUUCAAAGUUUAGCUCUUGACCUAGCUUCCACUCAGGUAAUUCAAGAAAAAGUUCACUUAAUAUUGGUAAUAUUUAUUUUUUAACUUUAAUUGAUUAAAGCAGAUCAUAUCACAGAGCAUUAGCCAGGGUAGAGAGUUAUGAGAAACCUUGGUGCAUCUAAAGGUUGUGGCCCUCUUUCCUAAGCACUCUGUCCCUGUGUCUCUUGUAGUAGGAUGUGUCUGAUCACAAGUGUUUCAUAUUUUCAGAAUGGGGAAUGGUAAACAAUAAUUAAGCCCCUGGUUUUGGCCCUAUACAUGGCAGAGUGGUCAUAUAAGUAGAGCGGCUUUUUGCCAAAAUAGUAACACAGUAAUAGCUGUUAUGCAAUUAACUGAUAAAAUUCGGACAAAAAUUAAUGACUUCUACAAGGGUAAGCAUACAAGAAAAAAAAAAAAAAAGAAAAAAGGCAAGCAGGCAACAACAACAAAAUUAAUGUAUCAGUUUUUUAAAUGUACUUUACAGCUGUAUCUCUGAGAGAGAGAAAAAAAACAACUUUUGGUUUGGAAAAAUUAAAAAAUGUAUAUAAAUGUAAUCUUUAUUCUUGGCUCUUUCUGUAAAUUUAAACUUGUGAUGAUCCUUCCCCUAUAUCCAUAACACAAAGCACUCAAACUGUUUGACUCCUGUGUCUUUUUUUUACAGUCUAAGGUGGCCCUGUUACCAUCUGAAAGUUAUACUGUUGGGGAUUUGAAAGGGGAGAUUCUUUCACUGAAAGGUCUUCUCCUGAACAGGUGAGCAGAACACAAACAAGUUACUGGUAGUGUAAUCAUGAAAUAUUGAAUUUUCUAUUUGUGAAUUUGUUACCCUUUUAACUCCUUACACCCUGACAUCAGUGUCCAUUUUCUCCAAACUCUUCUCUAUACAUUUCCUUUGACACCGGCAAGGAGAAUUUGUGUAACAAUCAAAGUUUCUUAGGUUGGUGAUCAUUUCCUUUAUUCUCAUGAUGUCAAAGAAUCAUUCAGUAGUAUUACUAAAAGGAGAAAUUAGAUGCUGGUCACUGUUAGAGAUUAAUAGUGUCCUCAUUGUACUCAGUUAGACUGAACAUGUACAUGUAAAAGCAUCAAGGGAUUACUCCCAGAGAAAUGCCUUCAACUGAAUAUUAAAUCUUGUUUUGUGUAGGAAACAGUUCCCAUCUCCAGUGAUGGGCUCCACCCCAGGUGCUCCAAGCAUUCCAGCAUGGCAACGGGCUGUUACUUCAACAGAACGAACAAGGACAACUUCUUCCUUAGCUGACUCAUCUGAAAUGCCUGUUUCCACUGAGUCAUCAGACAGCAAAGAGUUGUCCAAAGUUUCUUCUUUUGAGCAAAGCGCUAUGAAUGGUAGGUCUGAUUUUUUUACUCAAAUCUUUGUGUAUUCAAUUUUGCACUUGACCUGGAAAAUUGAGUGUUUGAUAAAGAUUUCAAGUAUGCUACUUUCAGUUGAAUUCUCUUAAAUCUCAAUUUGCUGUAGCAGGGGUGAUGAAAAUAAUUGUUCCAUAAGGCAAUCUGUUGUAGAGAUUCAUGGCUAGUAUGUUGUCUGAGUUUUAACAAGGGCUUGAUGUCAUUAUGGUGUGUUCAUGAGCUAGACACUUCUCUCUUAUGGGUGCUUCUCUCCUCCCAGGAAUAAAUAAUUGGUAACAGAAAAUCUUGAGGAAAUGCAUGGUAGUCACUUCAAGUUACAAUGCUCCCACCUCCCAUGCAAGGCAAACUGUGUAUGCUCCAGGGAUAUGCACGACAAUGUUUGCAGCACCUUUACCUUCCAUAAGGAGUAUCCCUUAACUCUGAUUGAAAGAUUAAGAGAUUUAUUUGCACUAUAUUUUUUUUGCUUCAGGUGAGUUAUCCAAACAUUUUGACAAUGUUGAAAAAGGGGCUAGUAUAGAAACACAUGACGUUGUGACUUUAGAGGAUAGUCCUGCCAACCAAAGUGGUACAUCUAGUAGUGGAACCGAAUCUGCCACCACACCCAAGACUGUAGUUGCAGCAAAUGAGUUAAGUCUCAAUGAUGCCAUGCUUAAUGACACAAGUGUUAUUAGUUCAGAUGGAAGCCUUUCCUCAAUGUCAGAUUUAUCAGGGAAUACUUCUUUCCAUGAAAAAUCUAUUGCAUUUUCCUCCACUUGCAUCAAGGCUCCAUCUGAUCUGGCUUUGCGUUCAGAUUCAACUGUUGAAUUUGGGGAAGGUGUAAAUGACUCAGCUGGUGUCAUGACUGCGCAAUAGGGAUUCAUUGUGGAAGUGACAACUCCAUCUUUGGAAGUGAGUCGCAGAUAGGGGCUUCUAACAGAGUGAUUGUGGAGCCUACAAGUAAUUUUAUCAAAGUGAAAAUCAUGGCAGAUGACAUUUGAUCAUGUUCUGGAGAAGGUCUUUAUCAGCAUCUGGAGGGAAAUUUUGAUAUGAUUCAACUGAAAACAAGCUGGUCUGAAAUUUGUGGACAGCAAGUUUGGGUCUCAUCCUAAUUAUCAGUAAAGAAACUACAAUGUGGAUCUACAGCUUUAGUAAGCCGUAACACCCAAAAACCGAAACUUGUACUGAGCUGGUUGGAGGGUGUUUUAGUUUGGUUCUAGUUAUGUUCACAUGAACUGAUGUGAGCCAUAACCAUUCAGUUUGGUGCUUGGAGGGGAGUGGAAGGGGACAGGGGUUACUCAAUCAAUGUUAGCAUACAGGAAUUGCUGCCAUGAGCUUGAAACAUUAAACUCUAAAUUUAGAGUUUAGGACGGGUGUUGAAUGACUCUUUUGUCAAAAGAUUGUCCUAAAACAGUUUUUUGAAAAAACAUCUCUUUUCAUAAAACAUCAAUCAGGUCAUUCUGUGUCAACAAUCCUCAAACUAUACCAUGUUUGAAUUCCAUGUGGGAGCACUCCCUUUAUUUACAACAUAGAUAUUACUGUUGUUAUUACAAUGUACAAGAUGAGAUUCCCAGUAUGAGAACUCAAUAAAAGUUGAUUU